AUGGAGGAGCACGACAAGAAGUACAACCCGCAGAAGAAGCGGGUGCGCGAGGAUGCGGGCGCAGAUGAGUCGGAGGAGUCUGCGGCUAAGCGGAUCAAGCUCGUGGAGCACGAGGAGCCCCUCACGAGCAAGGACAUCGCCGAACUCCAGAAUCCGUCGGUUCUGAACGUGAGCGGCACUGUUCGCUUCAUCCACGAGAUGGAAAGUGGUGACAAGAUCUGGGCGGAGGUGGACGAGGCGACGACCUUCCUUUCCGGCAAGUUGAUUGCAAGCUUUGGCAGCGGCACCUUCAUGGAUGGCAAAGAUGCCGCGAAGACGCUGGCAGAGAUCGGCAGCGAGGACGACGGCGGGAGACUGUUGAAGUUCCAUUUGGACUUCGACAGCCUGUUGAUCUUGGAGAAGAAGAAAAUCGCGUCGCACCUCGCGGACCUGCCCUAUCUUGAUAAGCCGACGCCGGUGAAAACGCUUCUCAAAGCCAUGGAGGACCAUGGGGAG
This is a messenger RNA of Symbiodinium sp. CCMP2592, 495 nucleotides long. Lineage: Eukaryota; Dinophyceae; Suessiales; Symbiodiniaceae. The record is from the annotation of a GenBank genome assembly.